CCAACAUAAUUGGUUUUAUGAGGUAUAGAAUGUGUCUAUUUCUUAUUUUUUACCUUACUAUCUCAUAGAUAUUCGGUCAUGAAGAUACAUGAUUACUUUGUCAAGAGUCACUCUAUACAUAGAUGUGGGAUGUUUUGCAAAGUCCAGUCUUGGAGGCCUUUGUCUGUGAUAUAUUUUUGGUCGUACAAGUAUUAGCAGCCUCUAUUGCUCUAAUUGAAAUCUACAGGAGUAGAUUUGGUCUGGAUUCAUGGAGAGAUUCUUGUUUGGGGCAUCUAUUUUCUUCUGUCGUUCGCAUAGGUUCUCAUCUCAGGGUUUUAUGCUGCUUAUUGUUGCCCGCUGUACAGCUAGUCACGGGAAUCAAUCACCCAUAUUGGGCCUCUUUUCCAUUUUUCAUUUGUAGCAGCAUUGGACUUGUUGAUUGGUCUUUAACAAGCAAUUUUCUAGGUCUCUUCUGGUGGUGGAGGCAUCUUUUGUUGUAUUCAGGCUUGAACAUCAUUCUUCUUUAUGUAUAUCAACUUCCCAUUGAGUUUUCUGAGAUCUUUCUUUGGGUUGCUGAAUUCAUUAGGCUCUUCAAAAUAUCUACAAAAUCAGAGUGGUCGGAAGUUUGUUCUGGUCUUUCCCUCCUACUUUUCUCUGUCAUGCUAUCCUGGAUUAGAUGUGAUAUUGCAGAAAUGGAUAUUAUCAUGUCCACAGGAGAACGCAGCUUGACUAAGCAGCUUCUGUACAAAAAGCAUUCGUUUUUCAUUCGCAAAUCAAGGGUGCUUUUGUCAAGCUAGGACAUUUCACGAAGAACAUUAGAAGCUUCCUUAGUGCUUCUCAGUCUCUGAAGUCUUGAGAGAAAUCUAGGAUGAUGUCCUAGGGUGUUUUUUUAUAUGAUCUGUGUUUUAAUCCACACAAUUGAAUUCGGGGAACGUUGUCAUUUUAUGCAUGUGUGUAUAUACAUACAUGUGUGUGUGUGUGUGUGUGUGUGUGUAUGCGUGUAUCUGAUUGAAAUUUUGUGAAAAAAAUAAAACCAUAUGUAAACCAUUAUAUUAUCUAACUUAAUAGUAAUUUUUUAUCAUAUUUUUGAAUGACCAA
This is a messenger RNA of Quercus robur (English oak), 1077 nucleotides long. Its product is annotated as piezo-type mechanosensitive ion channel homolog. The transcript has 5 exons. Lineage: Eukaryota; Viridiplantae; Streptophyta; Magnoliopsida; Fagales; Fagaceae. The coding region runs from base 123 to 776 and encodes 217 amino acids. The record is from RefSeq and is a predicted model, not a curated record.